AUGGCGCGGGCGAAGAGUCGGACGACAACACCCUCGCCUUCGAGUGGCUUGUUGGCGCUGACAGACGAACUUCUUCUUGAAGUUGUCUCUCACCUGGAGCGGGACCCAUCGCCGUCUUCCCAUUAUGGAGUCUUUUUCGAGUCAAGACAGCAGUACGGUCGUACGAAGGCGCUUCUGGCGUUGGCGCAAACUUGUGGUCGACUGCGGGGCUUGUGUUUGAAGCUCGCGGUUCAGCACGUUAGGAUGGACUGGUCGGGCAGGGGGAUUUGGUCUGGAAGAAUGGCGCUACAUCCUGAUAUUGGGCCGCAUGUUCGCACAGCGGACUUCGACCUUCCAUGUGAACCCGCUCUUCCCGAAUUCGCUGCCUGUCUCGCGUCGUUCCCGCUCCUCCAUACGCUCACGGUCUCACCAAUAGGCUCACAAGGGCCGCUCCGGUGUUUCCGCUAUCCGAUGUCUCAGCCACCACAUUCGCUCUCUGAUAUCCUCCACGACCACACCUUCAAGUCGAUUCAGACACUCAACCUCCACUUUCGCGCCUUCUCUUUGGUUCGAUGCUGUCCUAACGUGGAGCGCCUGGGGCUAUAUGGCGAGUGGAGAGAAAACUACGCUACGAAACUGAGGGCCUUUCGCUGCAACUUUUUCAAGAAUUUUCCGAGGAGCAUCUUGGUGCUUCAAUUCUUCUCUGUUCUGGAAGAAAUUCCCGAUAUAGACGUCCAGAAUGUAACGCCGGACCUCGUUCAGGAACUCGAAGUAAUGGAGAGCCUGUGUCGCAUUACCUUCCAUCAAGGUCCAUGGAUGGGGCAGCACCAACUCGGCCUGGGCACUCUGCAGCUGGUGCAGACCGCGAAGGACGUGCUGCGUCGGACAGCGCCGGGCGUAUCUCCAAAGGACAAAGUCGUCCUCGUCAACGUGGGGGACGAGGGCGAAGAGGUUCCCCCACUGGUCUUUGCGGUGGACGCGGAGGAGAAGGCCAGGUCGGUUUGUUCAGUGGAUCGGUGCACGGUUUGUGCAGAAUCGGAAUGGCAUUGGGAUGGACUGUAA
Mycena indigotica is the source of this 1041-nucleotide messenger RNA. RefSeq lists its product as uncharacterized. The transcript is spliced from 5 exons. Lineage: Eukaryota; Fungi; Basidiomycota; Agaricomycetes; Agaricales; Mycenaceae. The coding region runs from base 1 to 1041 and encodes 346 amino acids. The record is from RefSeq and is a predicted model, not a curated record.